Bradysia coprophila is the source of this 9203-nucleotide messenger RNA. RefSeq lists its product as uncharacterized. Gene Ontology annotation, cellular component: chromatin silencing complex. The record is from RefSeq and is a predicted model, not a curated record. NCBI's taxonomy places the organism in Eukaryota, Metazoa, Arthropoda, Insecta, Diptera, Sciaridae. Gene Ontology annotation, biological process: negative regulation of DNA-templated transcription; heterochromatin formation. Gene Ontology annotation, molecular function: transcription cis-regulatory region binding; chromatin binding.
AUUGGCAUAAAGUCAGAAAACUCCUAGGGCGCGCCGUGAUCGCAUUAUUGUUUUUUUUACGUCACUCUCGGAUUUCUAAUCAGAAUAUUUUUAAAUCGAAAACAUUUUCGUGGACACAAAUUGUGUAUUCACUACGAUGGUCGUAAAGUGUUUAUCGGUCGAAUAGUGAUGGAAAGUCGGCGGAAAAUCUGUGCUUUUUAUUCUGAAUAAUUGAAUCAAUGGAAAACAAAAAAGUUUUCGUAUACCAUUUGUACGGAAAAAAUGGACUGUGCAUAUUGCGCUUGUGUGUGAGUGGAAUAUAAGAAGAAAAGAAGAAAAAAAAAACGAAACGAAAUGUGCACAAAACAUAAAUUUUGUUGAGUACAAAAAGAAACCUCUGUACACGGAGUGUAAAAUGGAAUGAAAAUUGAAAAAAAUGUAAACUCGAAAGUGGAUAUAAGAGGAUUUUCAUCGGAAAAGAAAUUCUAAUAACGAUGCGAGCUAAACGGCUUCUGACUCGCCAGCAGAAUGAGCUUCCAUCUGCAGCAAAGAAAAGUCGUCAAAAACCGCUCCCACAGAAACGUGGUGCAUCUUCCAGUCGCGACACCAGCCCACCGAAAUCCGUUCGCAAAGUUCCGGAUAAGGUCGAUGCGCACAAAAAACCAGUCACAAAAGUGAUGCCCAAACCGAAAAAGGACAUCACAGUCAAUGAAUCAAAACCAGCGAACAAAGACGAUGCGAAAACGUCACAACCAGCGGUAGCUCCACAGCAAUCCGGAAAUGAUAGUUUGAAAGCGAACAAAAAGACGACCAAAAAUGUGAACGACGAAUCGAAAAAGAAAGACGUAACCAAGGCAUCCGGUGCGAAGGUAAAAUCGCCAGCGAAGAAAGAAACAGCAAAGCAAGGAAUCAAAAAGGUCGACGAGAAAGCGUCGUCCAGUAAAGAUGAGAAGGUUAGCAAGGAAUUGAAAAAUUUGGGCAUUGAUCAGAGUCCAUCAUCGAAUGACAAAACGAUCAAGGCUUCGAUAUCGGAAAUCGUUAAGACGAAAUCUCGUACAUCGGCUAGUCAAUCAUUGUAUGGGAAAAGUGCAAUCGGAGCGGACAAAGCAUCGACUAGCAAAAGUAAUGAACAAGGAAAGGAUGCAGCAAAAGAGACUGUAACAAAAGCGGAAACCAAUGCAGACGAGAAAAAGGAUUUGAAACCCGAUAUGAAGGAGGAAAAGGAUGUCAAACCAGCGGUAAAGCAGACCAAGAAAGAGUCUUCAAAAGAUUGUAAAAAGGAGAAGGCAACACAUGAUGCUGAUGCUGCAAAUACUGUGGAAAAGAAACAGUCGACACCUAAAAAUCAAAGUAAGAAAAUUUGUGCGGAAAAUAAGGAGCCUUCAACGAAGGCCGAUUCUAAACCCAAAGCCAGCCAGGCUGACGAUAAGAAAGAGGUUGAUGUCAAAAAACCAGCUACUCACGACAUAUCAAAGGACAAUGCAAAGAAAUUGAAGAAAAGUGAUGGCAAUGGCGAACAAAAGAAGAAAUCAAAGAAGUCUGAAACCGAAUCGGAGCAAGAUCAAUCAAAACAGGCAUCGAAACCCACGGUAAAAGUGGACGCAAAGAAAUCAAAAACGCCGAAAGUGACAAAACCGAAAAAAGAAAACGAAAAGGAAUUGGAUAAGGACAGCAAAGCCAAGGAUGGCAAAGGAUCCGGUCAAAAUAUCGAACAAUUGCAUGGCCCAUCGAACAAAGAAUCGCCGAAAGAUUUAACUAAGUCUGAGAAUAAGGAAGACAGCAAAGCGUCUGCAUCAACAGUAGAGAUUAAACAGCCGUCAUCGACAGUCAAAAAGUCCAAACCAGACAGCGGUGGAUCUGUAAAGAAAUUGGAGAACGAUACCCCUUUACCUGCAACAAAGACUUCCGAUGAAGAUGCCAAUAAGAAACCUUCGAAAAAAGACAAUGACGAUUCGAAAUCAGUUGCCGCUGUUGAUGGGAACGUGAAACAAUCUAAGAAGAAAACCAAGUCACCGAAGAAAUCCAGCGCCGUUGACAAUGAACCGAAAGAUCUAUCGAAGCCGAAAGAUCUAUCGAAGCCGAAAGAAUCGAAGGAGAGUUCAAUAGCUUCUAUAGUUCAAACGAUAGAGGAUGUCAUUGCACAAGCAAUGAACGAAACGGUGGUGGUGGAGCCACCAAAGGUAGAAUCUGAUAAAAUUGCGAAGCCGGUAAAAGCAGCUAAGUCACCGAAAGUAAAGAAAACCGAGGGUGUGAAGACAGACGGAAGUGCAGUGAAACGGAAAUAUGUGAAAAAGAAAAACAAAAUUGAGGAUCAAACAGAGGCAGGUACUACACGCAAAUCGAGCGAAAAGGUGGAGCAAGCUAAGGAGCGCAAAACCGAAGCAAGUGUAGUCAGCAAGUCAAGUGGAAAAACCGAGAAAGAGAAAGAAAAGGAAAAGGAGAAAGACAUGGAAAAGGAGAAAGAGAAGGAAAAGGAGAAAGAGAAGGAAAAGGAGAAAGAGAAGGAAAAGGAGAAAGAGAAGGAAAAGGAGAAAGAGAGAGAAAAGGAGAAAGAGAAGGAAAAAGAUAAAGAAAAGAAGGUGAAGAAAACUACUGCUCCCAAGAAGAAGCCUAAAUUGUGCGUCGAAGAAACCGAGAAGACUGAUGGUAAUGAGAAGUUGCCGCCUGUCAGUUCCGACUCCAUCAUCAUUCAAAGUGAAGGCAGCACGAGCCAAACCAAAGUGUCCGCCCCUGAAGUAUCAAGCAAUGUUAACGAAUGUCUUGAAGAAUCAUCGGCUGACAUCAAAUCUGUUCAGUUAACAGAAAAGUCAUCCACGUCAGCGGAUACUGCUGACGAUAAAUUCAACGACGAUACCAUUCCAAUUACAGAAUCGUCGGACUCUCAAAUCGAGUCUACCGACUGUACAAUUAUUUAUGAGACUGAACCAGCACAAACGAAUUAUAAAGUUGCAGAGCCACCGGCUCCAUCAAAUUCAAUUACCAAUCUCGAUCACGUCGAUGACGGCAACACCACCUCCGAACGAAUUGACAAUAUUUCGUCGCACAUUGAAAGUCCCAAGUUCAUUUCCGAGGACUCCGAGGACGAUGACGACGACGACUUCUUCAUAAAUCUUCCAGCCAAUUUGACAUCAGCCACGUUUUCCGGUCUCAACAUCGACAAACCGAUUAAGGACGCACACCAAUCCGGUUCAUCGGUACCGGCAAGUGUGCACAUCCCUGCCAGUACGAAUGCACCCGAUGAGUCGAAUGACAGUACAGCCACGUCGAGCGACGAAUCGAUCGACGAAAAACGCCGUAAAAAGAAACCGACCAAAGUGGCAGCGAAGAAGAAGAAAGCUUUGGAAAAAGCGGCGAAAAAGAAACCGAAUGUUGCAAGCAAACCUUCAAAAGCUUCCAAAUCCAAUGCCAAAGCUCCGGCAAAAGUACAACCGGAAAAACCAGUUCCCGCUCCAAUGAAGAGUAAAAUUUCGGUGAAAAGUCUCGAGUCAAUGAAAAAUCCUGUGCUGGAGAAGAAGAUUAAAGUUGAAAUUUUAAGUGAUGACGACGCGGCGUGUAAUCGCUUUGACGAAACCGAUAAUCAACCAUCGACAUCGUCGCAACAGGCGACAAGUUUUGCACCGAUAGAGCCGCCGUCGAAGCGAAAAUACGUUAGAAAGAAGCCGUUGAAAGCAGAUCCAACGAACGCUAACAAAUCCAAGGACACCAUCGAUGACGAUAACAAUGAUUUGUCGAAAAAGGAUGUGUACGACUUUCAUGAAUCCGGACACAGUAGCGAGGACACUUGUUUGUCGUACAAGAAAAAUUCGAAAAACGACAAGGAAACGGAGAAGAAGAAGCCGGUUCCAAUAGAUAAAACAGCUGCAACGAAGAAGAAAGUGGCGCCGCCGAAAAAGAAGCUCAUAACAAAGAAAGAGGAUCAAACGGACGAUGAUCAGAAAACCGUCAAAGUAAGCAAGAGCGAUCAAAAGCCCAAACCAACAAAAAUCGCCAAAGUUAAAUCGUCGCAACAGAAACGAAAACCAUCAUCCAACCAAUCUGAUACCUCAGACAGUGAUGACGACAGAGUGUUGUCGAAGAAAUUCGCUAAGAAGAAGAAGAAAAUGCCUGCCGAGUCAUCCGGAAGCGCAUCCGAAUCGGAAUCAGAAUCGUCAGACGGUGAACAACGUGCCAGCACAGCAACGGAUAAAAUACGACGCAAAAAAUCAAUGGACGCAACUGCCGGACCCAAACGCCAUCGUAUGGCCUCGUUGAACGCACUGGCCAAAGUGCAAUGUUUGUACGAAAAUGAAUCAAGGACGGCGCAAGAGCUCGGUUUUGUUAAAGAACCGAGAACCGUGCCGAAAGAAAAGCCAGUGCUUCUACUGUCGUCCGAUGAUGAAACUGAUAAAGUUAAAGCUGAAACUCCCAGUCAACCGGUUCCGAUUAAAAAGGACAAGGACACGAAGAAAGAGAAGAAAGUGAAACAUGUGCCGCCCGACACCAAAGAUGAAAAACCAUUGAAGGGUAACAAGGACGACAAGAAUGAGGGUGAUAGUGACGAUGGGGAUGAUGAUGACGAAGAAGAGGAAGAAGCAGUUGUUAGCAGGACACUACGAACAGGACCUGGAUUGCGCGGUGCAGGUAAAUUGUGGGAAGUUAGCAUGUCCAGCAUGGAAUCAAAUUCUGACGUUGACAGUGAUGAAUCAUAUGAAGAUAACAAAGCCGAGAAAACCAAACCGAAGAAGAAACCUCUUCCAAAACGUACGAUCGUCAAACAGUCUCCGAAAGCCGCAGCACCGAAAUCAAAAUCGAAAACCGCAGCAAAACCGAAAAUCCCAUCGAAACGAUCCGUUUCGUCGGACGAUUCGGAUAGUUCGGACAGUGAACCGGACGCGACAGGCGCCUCGUCGUCGAAGAAACAGUCGACGAAGAAGCGCAAACAAAGUCCACAUGAUCGAAAAUCCGACUUCAAAGAUUUGGUUGUCCGUAAGCGUAUGGCCAGUUUGAAUGCCAGUGCAAUGCUGGCCGCCACCUAUGAGGUGGAACGACAUUUGGAUCGUGUCGAUUCCAUGUAUUACGCAAGCUCUGAAAGCGACACUCUAGUCACACCAAAGAAAAUCAAAGAAAUUAAGCGCGAAAUCGAGGAACCAAAGGAGUCAAGGCCUGUGUCGACCAACGUUGUGAUCGUUCAGGACACCGACGUCACAAUCACCGGUGUCUAUGUCAAUUCAAGUUUGGGUUCCAGCCAGGAAGCAUACUGCAAAAUGCAAUAUCGCGUCCAGUCGAGUGUUACCGAAGAACGAUUGGUGAGACCGGGUACACAAGAUCCCCCGAAAUCUUACACACCGUUAAGUGCUUUGUCCUGCAUGCUGCCGCCUGGUUCGGGUGAUUCGAUUGGAAUCGAAACACAACCACCCACAAUACAACAUCAACCACCAUAUCACCAUGUGCCGCCACAUCAAAUGCCGCCACUGCCGCACCAUCUUCAGAGUCAUCAUCAGUCGCCCGAUUGUGAAACACCAUCACCGUUCCGUUACCAAAAUGUCUAUCAACAAUCGCCUCCCACACAAAUGCAGAGUUCGAGCGCAUUCUGUGCAAUACCACAACCAGAUGCCAGUGGAUAUUAUCAACCAGCUGGCCCGUUAAUUAAUUCACAUUUGGUACCGCAAUCACAGCCCGUUUCCACAAAAUCAGGAUCAUCUGGCCUAGAUGGUGAUACCGUACAACUACAGUCACCGUCAACGCCGGGCAGUGAAAGUACGGAUCGUGAGGUUUUAAUUACAGGUGGAACUCCUCGUCCACAAACAUUCCAUUAUCCACCACCGGGACACGGUCCAUAUCAACGGCCAAUUCAUCAAAUGCAUUGUCCAACAUAUCCGCCGGCCAAUUAUUACGCUCCAUACAGUCAGCAUCCGCAAGAUAUGUGCUAUUCACCACCAUAUCAAACGUACUAUCCACCAAAAGUUUAUCCCAGUUCCUACCGCCGAUAUGUAACGCCGUCUGGUACAUACUAUCAGGCACCGAACGAAAUGUAUGAACCGCCGCCACCGACACAGACACAGUCACAACAGCCGCCAAGUAAUCAGCAAAUCGUACCGACUGGACCACAACACAUUGAACACUAUCCGACGUAUUAUUCGGGCUACAGUCCUGGCACCGGACCGGGAGGAUGCUACAAUCGAAGUAUGCAACCUCCGUUUAUCGAUUCAUCACCCUACCAAAACAGUUGCCCCUGUCCGAUGCAAUCGUGUCCAAAAAACGUCCAUACUGGGCCUCUUAUUGGUAGCAAGACCGGUAAAGGCCCAGUUCAAUCAAAUCAUUUAGUUGCACCCAUUGACAUCGCUACCUCAGUAACACUAUCGUCAAACACAACAUCAGCCAGCCAGAAGAUCAAUUGCAAAACGGAAGAUCUGUCACCACAAUCACCGAUUGUGAUGGUAAAACCCGAAACGGAUGCUCAUCUCUACCAUCAUGCGAUGCCUGUCAGCGAGAUCACAAAGUCACCCGUUCGCGAUAAAGCGUACGAGAAAAUCGGUCAUGCACCGCCCAAUUUUGCGCUGAAUACAAAAGUGUUGGAGCCCGAAAUGUCCAUCAGUCCGGCACGAGGAUCGACGGGCUUACCAUUACCUCCGAUCCAAGCAAGUGCCACACAGCCGGCUGAUAAUCCAAACGUUGUGCGGAAGGCGCGUGUAGGCAAAUCCAUGGCUAGAGAAAUGAUGAUGAUGGUGCCACAGCAGAGACAAGCACUCAAUCUGCAUGUGGACAAUGAAAUCAAUCCACGGUUGAUGGCCGAACACACGGACAUAAUUAUGGAAGUGAAAAUGGAUCCGCCGUUGAUCAAACAGGAAAAUGUUAAAAUUGAAUGCGAGGACGACGUUGUCAUAUUGGACGGUUCAAAAUUUGAAACUCCAACCAAGAGCGUCGUUGUAGAGGAUCGUACAUCAGCUUUAAAUUGUGAUGAAUCGACAUCGUCGACAGACGAUAUUGAAAUCAGUAGCAAACGUAAAUCGACCGAUUCCGAGAUUAUAACGUUGGACGAUUCAAUGGAAGAGGAGACGCUACCAUCCAGUACAAUGAAGAAGAGAAAGAUUCUCGAACUACACAAAGAUCCAUGCAAGAAAUCACCCCCGAACAGCUACAAAAGCCUUAUUAAACAAUCCGAACCGAAACCGUACUUAUGCAACUCUGACGUAGCAGAGAAACAUGUACCGCGUGGACGGUCCAGGUAUCGUUUGAUUCGUGGUCGAUCGGCCCCAAGAUACCGCCAUCGGAAGAUCAUCAUCAAUGGCAAGCACAAAAAGGUUUUCAUCACAAAUCGCAAAGUGAAGCGAAGAAUCAUCAAGAAACAUGUUACCAAGAAGGUGGUACCGCUCCAGGCCAAGGUCGUCGAUAACGAUACCAACGGGACGCAAACGAACGAGGAGGUGAAAUCGAAAUCAAAGAUCGUUGCCGAAGAAUGUACUGAUGAAAAGACUGAGGAAAAGAGAUUAUUUAUGUCGAGUCUGGAACUGACCAUUGACGGUGUGGCCAAGGGCUACUUUUCCGAUCAAGAAAUCUUAGCCAAAUCAAAAUCAAGCAACAAACUAAAGAAGGGCGCUGAACUGCGCUCCAAAUCCGAAACGAAAAAGCCUCAAAUCGUCGAAAGUAUCGAGUCCAACGUCAAAAUGAGGGAUCGAUCAAAGUCCGCCACCAAAAAUGUCGUCGAGCCAAAGCAACCGCCGAAGAGUAAAGUGAAUGAGGAGAAAAGUGGCAAAGGCGCUAAGAAAUCGACGAAGUCGUCCCGUGUCACCGAUGAAACGUUGCUGGACGACUACAGCAUCAACAAUAACAACAACAUUGUGCUGGACAACAAUUACGGUAAAGUGCAGCGUACAACCACUGCGAAGAAAACGAAAUCUCGUGGCGCUAAAUUCAGCAAUAAAAAGAAGCAUCGAGUGCGACAGCUGCAGGAAAUCGAAGAUAUUGAAAUACCUCGCAAAUCAACGGCGGCUCCACGAUGGAGCAACGGUUGGCAUUGGGAAGGUGAACCAUUCAAAGGGAAAGUUUUCUUAAAUAGUGACGACGUCCAAGUAAUUCGCACCCGAUAUCCCGCCAUGAGACAUGACAGUGGCGAUGUUAUCCAACCCGGUGACUGUGUGCUCUUACGUGCUGGCAGUAAGAAAAACGAGCUGCCGUAUGUGGCCAAGGUGGCGUCGCUGUGGGAGAAUCCCGAAGACGGUGAAAUGAUGAUGUCACUGUUGUGGUACUAUCGGCCCGAGCAUACCGAACAGGGUCGACAGAGCACCGAUUGUCCGGACGAAGUUUUCGCAUCCAAGCACCAAGAUCACAAUAGUGUGGCGUGCAUAGAGGACAAAUGCUAUGUGCUGACAUUCAACGAGUAUUGCCGCUACCGCAAAGCAUUAAAAGCGACCGAAGAGGACAUCGUGCUGCCGAAACCGAUUGCACCCUGUAUGGCCGUCAGCGGGGACAAGGUGCCAAUAAACACCAAUUCGGAACUGGUCCUGUUCUGUCGACGUGUCUACGAAUUCCGCCUGAAACGGCUCAUCAAAAAUCCGAGUUAAAAAGAAAUUGGGGCCGAUGGUGUACAAGCAACUACGGUUGAAUGGGGUAUUGGGGGGACUUUAAUCAAAAUGGAACAGUAUCGCGGGUAUCGAGGGCACAUCAAAAUAAAAAGGGAAGUGGAAUACUGUGAAUAAAUGGAAUGGUAAAAAGGGCAAUGACGUAAUGACGGAUUGGCUGUAUCACUCAUAAUGUACGGUACGGGCAAUAGUUUUAAGUGAGAGAAAUUGAAAAGUGGAAAUAAAAUAAAAUUCUAACAAAAUGAGGUCUAAAGUGAAAAUGGAUUUAAUGAAUCAGUGUACGAUACUUCAGUUCAGAGCUGCGUUGUUGGGGUUUUUGUUUUUGGUUUUUGCGAGAGUGCGAAAACAAGUGAAAAUGAGAACUAAACUAAUAUUGAAUUGUACCUUCGAAAUGUGUUACUAUUUUAAUCACACACAGAAAAGUAAUGAUGGGGCAACGGUUAACAUAUUUUCCAAACAAAAAACAAAAGAGAGAGCGAGAGAGAGCGGGAGAAAAAUGUGAAUCGGUUUAAUAUGGCAACAUAUUUACUUUGUAAUAAACUUGUAAUAAUUAAGGGAAAACACUAAAGUAUCAUUAUUAUAAUGUAUAGGUUACAAUGGGUAGAGAAAGAGAACCAACAGCAACAACAAAUAAAAUUAAAUUAAAUUAAAGAAAAAACUGACAAA